Messenger RNA from Gambusia affinis (western mosquitofish), 3999 nucleotides. RefSeq names its product NLR family CARD domain-containing protein 3-like. The transcript has 13 exons. Gene Ontology annotation, molecular function: protein binding. The record is from RefSeq and is a predicted model, not a curated record. NCBI's taxonomy places the organism in Eukaryota, Metazoa, Chordata, Actinopteri, Cyprinodontiformes, Poeciliidae. Bases 131 to 3661 code for a protein of 1176 amino acids.
UCGGACUGAUAGAUUUAUUAUAUUUGUGAAUUCAGCAGGUUCUGUCAGUCUUCUUCUCUUUAGGGAGGUUGUGAACGCUGAACGCUGACUGACCCUGCUGCUGCGUUUCUGUGAAGGUUUGAACUCUGUUAUGGAUCCGUGUGGGAAACAUGAGAGCAACACCAAAUGCUCUGAACUCGGCCAGGUGUCAGUUAACCGUCUUCGACUGUUAUUUGAACCCUCUGCUGUUGCCAGGAAACAAGACACCAGUAAGAAUGAUCGGCUGCAGAAAAUCCGUUUAUUUGACGAAGCUGAACUCAAAACAAAUGACCAGAGUCCAGUCCCGUCCCCAACCAGCUGCUUCUCCCUGAAGAGUGAUCGAUCUAUGGAUCCAAUAAUUGUGUUCAAAGACAGAAACCAGUCUGAACACGACGGGAUCGAUGAGGAGGAAUCUGCCUCCUGCGCUGCCAGCUGCGUGUCGCUAAGGAGUGACCGGUCCAUGGAUCCAAUAACUGUCUUCAAAAAUGGAGACCAGCCUGAGCAUAAAGAGAUCCAGCAGCAGACAGCAGCCAUUCCCUCAUCCAGCUGUUUAUCCAUGAAGAGUGACCGGUCCAUGGAUCCAAUAAUCGUAUUUAAAGGAGGACACCAGUCUGUUCAGAAUGGUGAUGAGCUGCAGGACUCAACGGCUCUCAGUGUUCAGUCUGUUCAUCAUCAAACUGAUCUGGACUCCAUUUUUAAGGCUCUGGAGGAAAGCAUCAUAGGUUUUGUAAAGUCAGAGUUAAAUAAAUUCCUCAACGUUGUUGGACCAGAUUACCAUGAACACUUAAAGAACCAGAGAGAGAAGGAAGAGGUGUUGGAUGGAGGUGAAGAAGAGCAGGAAAAUACCAGCGGAGACUCAUUUCUGAAGCUCACACUCGACUUUCUGAGGAGGAUGAAGCAAAAGAGGCUGGCUGAUUAUCUGCACAGCAAGACCUCUUCAACCCAGUAUCAGCAAAGACACAAGUUCAACCUGAGGAAGAGAUUCCAGUGUGUGUUUGAAGGGAUUGCUAAAGGCGGAAGCCCAACUCUGUUAAACCAGAUUUACACGGAGCUUUACAUGACAGAGGGAGGAACCGGAGAGGUCAACGAAGAGCACGAGGUCAGGCAGAUCGAAAUGACCUUCAGAAAACAAGACAGGUCUGAAACAAUCAGAACAGAAGACAUCUUUAAGGUCCAUAAGGACAAAGCUCAGCCAAUCAGAACGAUGCUCACUAAAGGAGUUGCUGGCAUUGGGAAAACCAUCCUAAUGCAGAAGUUCACUUUGGAUUGGGCUGAAGACAAAUCAAAUCAGGAUAUUCAUUUUACUUUUCCGUUUACCUUCAGAGAGCUGAAUGUGCUGAAAGAGAAAAGAUUCAGUUUGGUGGAACUUGUUCACUGCUUCUUUCCAGAAAGCAAAGAAAUCUGCGAUUUUGAACAAUUUAGAGUUUUGUUCAUUUUUGAUGGUUUGGAUGAAAGUCGACUUUCUCUGGACUUCCACAACAGUCCGAUCCUGACCGACGUGACAGAGUCCACCUCAGUGGACGUUCUGCUGAUAAACCUCAUCAGGGGGAAACUGCUUCCCUCCGCUCUCCUCUGGAUAACCACGAGACCUUCAGCCGUCAGUCAGAUCCCUCCUCGCUGUGUGGAUGUGAUGACAGAAGUCAGAGGUUUUUCAGAUUCCAAAAAGGAGGAGUACUUUAGGAAGAGGUUUAAAGAUAAGAAGCAAGCCAACAGGAUCGUCUCCCACAUCAAAUCUUCACGAAGCCUCCACAUCAUGUGCCACAUCCCCAUCUUCUGCUGGAUCAAUGCUACAGUCCUGGAGGAUAUGCUGAAAACCAGAGAAGAGGGGGAGCUGCCAAAGACCCUGACAGAGAUGUACAUCCACUUUUUAGUUGUUCAGACCAAAGUAAAGAAAGUUAAAUAUGAUAAAGGAAUGGAAACAGAUCCUCACUGGAGUCCAGAGAGCAGGAAGAUGAUCGAGUCUCUGGGGAAACUGGCUUUUGAUCAGCUGCAGAAAGGAAACCUGAUCUUCUAUGAAUCAGACCUGACAGAGUGUGGCAUCGACAUCAGAGCAGCUUCGGUGUACUCAGGAGUGUUCACACAGAUCUUUAGGGAGGAGAGAGGUCUGUACCAGGACAAGGUGUUCUGCUUCGUCCAUCUGAGUGUUCAGGAGUUUCUGGCUGCUCUUCAUGUUCAUCUGACCUUCAUCAACUCUGGAACCAACCUGCUGACUGCAGCACCAAACACACCAGAACCAGGAGAACCAGGUUCUGCAGCAAUCCAGCUUCAUCAGCUGGCUGUUGACAAGGCCUUACAGAGUCCAAACGGACACUGGGACAUGUUCCUGCGCUUCCUGCUAGGACUUUCUCAGCCACUGAAUCAAACCCUGCUCCGAGGCCUACACACACAAACGCCACACAGCUCCCAAAGCAACCAGGAAACAAUCCAGUACAUCAAGAAGAAAAUCAGCGACAGUGUGUCUGUAGAUAAAAGCAUCAGUUUGUUCCACUGUCUGAAUGAGCUGAACGAUCGUUCUCUGGUCGAAGAGAUCCAACAGUACCUGAAAUCAGGAAGUCUGUCCACAGACAAACUGUCUCCGGCUCAGUGGUCGGCUCUGGUCUUCAUCUUACUGUCAUCAGACGAAGACUUGGACGUGUUUGACCUGAAGAAAUACUCUGCCUCAGAAGACGCCCUACUAAGGCUGCUUCCGGUGGUCAAAGCCUCCAACAGAGCUCUACUGAGUGGCUGUAACCUCUCUGGGAGAAGCUGUGAAGCUUUGUCUUCGGUUUUAAGCUGCCAGUCCUCCAGUCUGAGAGAACUGGACCUGAGUAACAACAAGCUGGAGGACGUGGGAGUGAAACUGCUUUCAGUGGGACUGGAGAGUCCAAACUGCAAACUGGAAUCCCUCAGCCUUACAGGAUGUCUAAUCACGGAGGACGGCUGUGCUUCUCUUGCCAAAGCUCUCAACUCCAAUCCGUCCCACCUGAAAGUCCUCGACCUCAGUUACAAUCAUCCUGGAGACUCAGGAGAGACGCUUCUGUCUUCUAGGUUGAAAGAUCCACACUGCAAACUAGAAACUCUCAGACUGGACCCCUGUGGGAAGCAGUGGCUAACACCCGGACUGAAGAAGUAUUUCUGUGAACUUGAACUGGAUCCAAACACAGCUGGCCGAAAGCUGGUUCUGUCUGACAACAACAAGAGUGCAAAAAUCGUAACCAGAGAGCAGCCGUACCCUGAUCACCCAGACAGAUUCGAAUGGAAUCAGCUCCUGUGCACAACUGGCCUGACUGGUCGCUGUUACUGGGAGGUGGAGUGGAGUGGGAGGGUUCUGGUGUCAGUGAGCUACAGAUCUCUCACACGGAGAGGCCUGAGCAGCGACUGCUGGUUUGGCGGGAACGAGCUGUCGUGGGGUCUGAGGUGCUGUGACGACGUUGGUUACGCCAUCUGUCAUCGGAACAACAUGGCCAUCGUCCCCCUGCCACAGUCCUGCCUCUCCCACAGGAUAGCAGUGUAUCUGGACUGUCCUGCUGGGACUCUGUCUUACUACCGAGUGUCUGCUGACACCCUGACGCACCUUCACACCUUCAACGCCACGUUCAGCGAGCCGCUGUACCCCGGCUUUGGGUUCUGGUUUGAUUCCUCAGCGUCUCUGUGUUCUCUGUAAGGAAGGGAAAUCCACUUUCAACGCCACUAUUAUGGAAAACAGCAUAAAUAAUAUUGACAUUGUGACGAAACUAGAGGUAGAAAGAGCAGUGAGAAUAUCUGUAAACAUCCAGGAAAGUUUUUUCUGAUUAUUGUUUGGCGUUAUUUUUGUACAAUGUGUCAUUCUUCUCAUCUUUUGAAUGUUUUAUUGUCUUUGUUCAUCUCUGAUUUGCUUCAGCCUCUUGUUCCACUGAAACUGAACCAAAAUCGACCUUUUUCUAAAUUGUGGAGCAAGUUGUAAUUAAAUAUUAAACUGGCUUUCUAAAUUGUUGUUUCCAUUAAAAACCCUUUUUGUUGGUG